Coniophora puteana RWD-64-598 SS2 is the source of this 2640-nucleotide messenger RNA. RefSeq lists its product as uncharacterized. The transcript has 27 exons. The record is from RefSeq and is a predicted model, not a curated record. Lineage: Eukaryota; Fungi; Basidiomycota; Agaricomycetes; Boletales; Coniophoraceae. The coding region runs from base 229 to 2631 and encodes 800 amino acids.
CAACGAAGGUCCUCACACAGACCGAGACCGAUCAGCAUGAUAAGGCAUCAUGUGGAGUGUUCCUGGCCAUCGCGAACUCCAUCUCAGGGUCGCUGCAUCUUGGAACUUCGGAGCGUCCGAUAGCCCGCACGGCGGAGCGGCGGCAUGCGUAUAUGAUCUAGCGCACUCGGCCGCGGCGCGUGCGCGCUGAGCUUAGCUUUGCCCUCCGCCCGUCUCGCCUUUCGUUGAAUGCGCUCUCAGAGCGAUACCUCCUUCAUCUACAUGAACCAUGGGAUGAUGGCGGCCGACUCCAGCCUUCGAUUCUUUGAUUCUUCGCUCAAUGAGACAGCUUACUAUGAUAUGAAGGUGGCGGACGUGCAGCAUGCCAUGGCGACUGUGUAUGUCGGGAUUUUUGGAUUCACAGUUCUGGUCUGGGACCAUUUCUUGACGUUUUCCGAUGAGGUUGAGAUAGUAUGGAAAAAGCGCAAGACGCUCAUGUCUUAUCUGUUUAUUGUCAAUCGUUAUGCCACCCCUUUCGGCUUUAUUGUUAAUCUUGUCGCAUACACAUAUCCUUCGUGGAGUGUUAUCUACGAACCGAUCAUGUCCGAGAUUGGCCAACAUGUUGCAGGGUUUAUGAUGUUUCAGAGAGUCAUGGCGCUGUACGGGGCUUAUCAUGUUGUAUGUCUCUUUUUGGCCCUUGUAUAUGCCGCAUGGACCAUAGUUGCUCUAUGGUUGGUAGUGGGUGGAGGGGCGGUUAUGCACACGUCUGCCGUUCAUUCAUGCACAUUUCAUUACUACGGAAAACCUGCGGUCAUGGCGCCAAUCUGCGUCUGGCUCCCACUUCUGUACGACACAACUGUGCUAGCGUCUAUACUGAAGCGCACCCUUCCUUACCGUCCGCAUAUGAACGCAAACACUAUCUCACGAACAAUGGCUACCGAUGGGAUAUUAUACUACGGGUUGAUCUGUACCGUCAAUGUGCUACUUGUGAUUAUGAUCGAACGUGCACCAGUUGGGAUAAAGGAUCUUCUUGGACAAAUACAGUACCUAUUCGUGAUCACAAUGACGUCUCGCAUCACUCUCAGCUUGCCCAAAAGCUAUCACAAACUCACGCUGGGGGGCUCGAAGGCGCCUUCACGGUGGGAGAACAUUACGACGCGGACUAUGCCGUCACUCGAGUUCGCUACAGUUGACGAGAGCAUACGUGGUUCGGUAGAAGAUCUCGAGUUGACAGAUACAUGUCCUAACGAGGCUUCGAGGGCUCUUACGCCGGUUGAAGAAGAACUCGAGGCGCUGGCCAGUGCGAGCCCUAGUCUUCGCGUCAUAUACCUUCAAUAUGCCAAAGACAUUGAAGAGAACGCAAACAUCUGCACUCAUGACGCCGAAGGCAACGAUAGGUCGCCGCUUUUUGUGACGUCCGAGCACCCGAUAGCCCGCACAGUGGACUGGCCGCAGGUACAUACAUAUGACCUGGCGCACUCGGGCGCGAUGCUCGCUGAGCUUCACCUUCUGCCGCCUUCCCCGCACCUUCAACCUGGCACAUUCUCCACCUGUAUGACCCAUGGGAUGAUGGCGGCCGACUCCAGCCUCGUUCCGUCGCUCAAUGAGACGGCCUACUAUGAUUUGAUAGUGGAGGACGCGCAGAUUGCGAUGGCAACCGCAUGCGUUGGGAUCCUCGGAUUUACAGUCCUAGUCUGGGACCAUCUCCUGACGUUUUCCGACGAGGUGAGCCAGUACGCUGCCACCCCCUCUGUCACUUACAUUCGUGGGAAUGCUGCGGCCAUCCAAGGUCGAGAUAGUAUGGAAGAAGCGCAAAACGCUUACUGCGAACGGUUCAUUAAGUAUGAACCGAUCAUGUCAGAGAUUGGUCAACAUAUUGCGGCGUUCAUGAUGUUCCAGAGAGUCAUGGCAUUAUACGGGGCUUAUCAUGUUGUAUGCCUCUUUCUGAUUCUGGUUUAUGCCGCGUGGACCGUAGUCUCAAUCUUGUUGAUUGUGGGUGGAGGAGCGGUCAUGCAUACACCUGUCGUCCACUCAUGCACAUUUCAGUAUUACGGAAACACUGCAGACAUGGCGUCUAUUUGCGUCUGGCUCCCACUUUUGUAUGGCGCAGUCGUGCUCACUUCCGUACUGAAGCGCACAUUCUCUUACCGCCCGCAUAUGAACGCAAACACGAUCGCGCGUACAAUGGCGACCGACGCAAUACUGUUCUACGGGCAAGUCAGGAUGCUUACAAUUUAUGCUAGGAGUAUUGACUCUCACUUUGACUUACAUCACAGGCUGAUCUUUACCGUCAACGUCAUGCUCGUCAUUAUGGUGGAACGUGAACCACAUGGGCUGAAGAACCUCCUCGGACAAUUGCAGUACCUAUUCAUGGUCACGAUGACAUCCCGCAUCACUCUCAGCCUACCCAAGAGCUAUCACAAGCUCACGCUAGGAGGAUCUCAAGUGCCUUCGCGGUGGCAAGACCUUACGACGAGAACUAUUCCCACCCUCGAAUUCGCUACAGUUGACGAAAGCAUGCGCGGCUCAGGAGAGGAUCUUGAGUUGGCGGAAGUUUCUCCUCACGGGGCUUCGAGUACCUUCACACUAGCGGAAGACGAGUGCGAGGCACUGCCCAGUGCAAACCCUAAGCUUCGGACAAGUGAUAUCUAACGUAGCAUC